Messenger RNA from Anoplopoma fimbria (sablefish), 464 nucleotides. It is a transcript of the gene grp, whose product is annotated as gastrin-releasing peptide. Gene Ontology annotation, biological process: neuropeptide signaling pathway. Lineage: Eukaryota; Metazoa; Chordata; Actinopteri; Perciformes; Anoplopomatidae. Bases 1 to 432 code for a protein of 143 amino acids. The record is from RefSeq and is a predicted model, not a curated record. Gene Ontology annotation, molecular function: neuropeptide hormone activity. The transcript is spliced from 3 exons.
AUGGGCGGAGUGUGCGAAAGCUGCUCCUGGUCUUGCAGACCGGUGUGGCCACUUUUUAUUAUUCUGGUGACAAUACCGUGUAUGUUGCACUGCUCAGAGAGCCCUGCAGCAGUAGGGAAAAUGUAUCCACGCGGCAACCACUGGGCAGUAGGUCACUUAAUGGGAAAGAAGAGCACCGAGAGCCUGCCUGGACCUACGGAGACUAACCAUGACAGUGAAUACCUCCAACCCUCAGACACAGCUGUGGUCACAGAGAGACUGAUGGAGGCUCUGAUGCAGCAGAAGAACCAGAAACAGACGAUGCCAGAGACUGCAGACAGGCUGCUUUGGCUGCACAGCGGCUGGAGAGAAGAGGACAGAGACAAAUAUCUCAGAGAGAAGUCAGACCUGCUUCUUCUGGCUUUGAAACUGCGGGACAAUAACUCCACCUGAAUGCAAGCCGAAAUUAAAGAAGGGUCUUCUUC